CUCGAGAACAGUUUGCGCGCGUACAUUGACGCGUUACCAUCUAUAUUUAUAUUUUUUUAUCUGUCUCUUUCUCUCUUCUUAUUUCUAUCCAUUAAUCUUUGUCAUUAACUUUAUCUCUCACGCGUUUUCUCUCUCUCCCUCUCCCUCUCCCUCUCUCACACACUCUUCGUCCAUUCACGUCUCUUUUGAUAAUCGUUCAAAAAUGUUGAUCGUAUCGUCUUACCGUCAAGGUACCCGUCGCUCCUUGCCGGGUCAUCGUGAGACUUGAAAAUUUCUCUUUUUCCUUCGAGAAAAACAAUUUGGACGGAGGAUCGCUCGAUCUCGAAAUUAUCCAGAGAGAAAUUCGAUAUGAGACUAUACUAAUAUUCGAAUCGUUAGCUUUCUCGCGAAACGAAAUAUUUUUCAAGAGAAUAAAAAUGAAAAAAACUUAGUAAACGUGUUAUGCUCGCUGACUUUCUGCGGAUAAGUAUAAGACGAUAAAACAUAAUAGAAAGGUGACAUUUUUCAUUCGCAAAUGAGUAUUUUUGUAAUCGUUGACUAGAAAGCAAGAAGAUGCAGGUGCCUAGCGGAAGAGACCGAACGGACAUGGACAAAUAAAGAAAAAAUGGAUGGCCUCGAUACAAGAGGUAACAGCAAGGAUCUCUGCGACAAACAGUACUUACAUUUUACGGCACCGCACGGAGAAUUGUGGUGCAAUCCUGUCUGGGAUUUGUUGCUUUGUUGGCCACCUACGAAAGCUCUCGACACGGCCAGGGAAAGAUGCCCAUUCGUAGACGGGUUCGAUACGACGAAAUUCGUGGAGAAGAAAUGUGGCUACAACGGACGAUGGGAAGGACAAAAUGGAAGUUUCAGCGGCGGGGAGUCGGAUCACGGAUGGGCAAAUUACACGACCUGCAUGACACCGGAAAUGCUUCGCAUUCACGAAAAAGUUUAUACAAAUACGCAAGAAGGAGAGAUGAAAAUGGACAUAGCCGAAAAAACGCGCACCCUCGAAUUCGUCGGAUUGAGCAUAUCGUUGGUGGCUUUGCUCGCUUCUUUGGCUAUUUUUUGUCGAUUCAGGUCUUUGAGGAACACCAGAACGAGGAUACACAAGAACCUGUUCGUUGCCAUGGUUGUCCAAGUUUUAAUAAGAUUGACUUUGUAUAUAGACAUCGAACUUUUAAGGAGAAAAGUACACAGCCCGCAACGUGGUAUAGGAAAUACCCCGUUUCUCUGCGAGGCUAGUUACGUUUUCUUGGAAUACGCAAAGACCGCCAUGUUCAUGUGGAUGUUCAUCGAGGGUCUCUUUCUUCACAACAUGGUCACCGUGACCGUCUUUCAAGAGACUUCUUAUUACCGUAUGUAUCGGUUCGUGGGUUGGGGAUGUCCCGUCGUGAUAACGUUGAUCUGGGCCAUUGUCACGGCAUUUUACUAUCAUCCGAAAUCCAAAUUUUCGAGAUGUUGGUCGGGAUACAAUUUGUCUUCCUACUUUUGGAUUCUCGAAGGUCCGAGAUUCGGUGUCAUACUGCUGAAUUUUUUGUUCCUGCUCAACAUCAUACGCGUGUUGGUGGUGAAGCUACGGCAAAGUCAUACCAGCGAGAUUGAAAAAGUUCUAAAAGCUGUAAGAGCAGCCGUCGUUUUAUUGCCCUUGUUGGGUAUCACCAACGUCUUAUUCAUGAUCGAAGCACCGCUGGACAACGUAAAGAAAUUUGCGUUGUGGUCGUACUCGACGCACUUUCUUACGUCUUUCCAGGGCCUCUUCAUCGCGACUCUCUAUUGCUUUCUCAAUGGCGAGGUGAGACUAGCUCUAGACAAGACUAUCACCGUCUAUCUUUCCCUAAGAGGAACGGAUCUUCAAGCUAGAAGACAGUCGACUUACAGCGGUUGUCAGCCUUAUCGAAUAACCUCGGAACGGCGUUCCGAUUAUGGCAGUUCUUGCGAAUCUUCGACAUCGAAAAAUAAAUCUCGUGCUAAAACAUCCCCUAGAGCUAUCGAACAUCCAGCGAUGCCUUUGAACUCGACGACGACCACUGCAACGACGACGACCACAGCAACAACGACGACCACAAGCACGAGCACGAGCACGACCACGACCACGGAUAACGAGCAACCAUCGAGCAAACCAGAUUACACGAUCACCGUUGAAACGCCUAUCGUUCAAUCUAGAUGCAUCGAGUAUGGUGUAAUAAGAUUCGAGGCUAACUCGAUAAAAUUGAAAUGAAUCCCUUGGAAAUACAAUAUUUCUAUAUUGUUUGGCACAAAUUGAGCAAGUUUCUCGUUCGCGAUCUCCAAAUAAAAAUCCGAAAGAACGCAAUGAGUGAUCGUGAUCGAUUAAGAAACAAAACUAUAUAGAAAAUUCGUGAAAAUAUGUAGAUCGAAUAUAGACGGACGAGUGGAUAUCGAAUAAUUGCACGUGUGUACACAUACCUAUAUUAUAAUAUAUAUAUUUAAUAUUAAUAAUAUAAAUAUAAAUACGUUCGAUGCAACGGCCUGCGAGAGAUUCAUUAUUUGUUAACGAGUCCGCAUACGAUCGUUAUCAAGGAAUUACAGCGAAUUUUUUGUUCUUCUAGGUGUGUGUAUAUGUCAUAUAACUUAUAUGUGCACCCGCGUAGAUAUGAGAAAUAGUAUUGUCGAAUGUAUGAACUAUCCAAUGAAAGAUGAUUUGGCAUUUUAUAAAUAUUUCAAAUGAGGAUAUCAGUAUGCUUGAUAAAGAAGAUAAGAAGAAAUAUCGAUUAAAUAUUAAAUGUUAUUAGUAAGCUUUUUCGCGAGAGCCACGUAUUUAGAAGAGACGCACACCGAUGCUAAACGCUUCGAAAGAAUAUCUUGCCGAUUCGAUUCGCAGCACGUCAAUUUCGAUGAUAACUAAACUAACCAUCUUGGCUUAUGCUCGUUAAAAUAUGACAUUAACCAGUGAAAUUAAAAUAUACAAAAUUUGGAUUAAUUUCGAUAAUUGCUGAGACCGGAUAGAAAGAGCGUCCAUUGCGUAUCUAUAAUUAUCAUUGUUCAAUCUGCAAGCUAUGAAAAAGUUGCCUGGCAAAAGUGUCCUUAUAUUGUUUAGAAAAAUCAAUGUGACAAUUAGUUGUGAGAGAAUCAUUUAUAAGCCCAUGAAAAAUUGAUUGUUUUGCAUUGUACAUACGAAUCUACUCGGUUAAAAAAUGAUGCGUCCGUCGUAUAAUCGUCUUUUUUGUCUCCUCUCUCUCUCUCUCUCUUUCUUUCUUUGACGCAGUUUGUACCUGCUUAAACAUUUACGAAUCGCGUGCAUGCGAUUAGAGAUUUUCAUCGAAAUUGUAAGUGCUCGCGCGUUUGAGUCAUUAUUAAGAAAUGGUCAAUAUCAUUUGUUUCUCGAGUCUUUGUAGAAUCGAUACUCGUCGAUUGUUAAUAAAAUUCUGAAAAAGCCGUGCACGCGUAAAAAGCUUGGCUCUUGGUACAUUUGUCAUUCGAAAAUAUGAAUAAAAGAAUCGAAAGAAAUAUAACGAGAGGUGAGAUUGAUACGCAUUCGAAAAUACAUGUAUUUAAAUAUAUACAUAUUUUCA
Polistes canadensis is the source of this 3512-nucleotide messenger RNA. It is a transcript of the gene Pdfr, whose product is annotated as PDF receptor. Gene Ontology annotation, biological process: adenylate cyclase-modulating G protein-coupled receptor signaling pathway; cell surface receptor signaling pathway. The record is from RefSeq and is a predicted model, not a curated record. The transcript has 13 exons. Gene Ontology annotation, molecular function: G protein-coupled peptide receptor activity. The coding region runs from base 605 to 2200 and encodes 531 amino acids. Lineage: Eukaryota; Metazoa; Arthropoda; Insecta; Hymenoptera; Vespidae. Gene Ontology annotation, cellular component: plasma membrane.